UCCUAUGUGCUUGCUUGCUUCCUCUCUUCUUUGUCCACUGCUGCAUUCCCUUCUUCCUGGCUGUCGUUCUGUUUGCUUCUGGGAAUUGCAGGAGGGUUGUCCGUUUUCAGUUUGGGAAUUGUAAUUUUUGAGGCUUCUGGUUCUUCCUUGCACACCUCGGUUUAGCGGUGCUGGAUCCCACUGGGGAAGCAGGGGGGCUGAUCUGAACCUAGUCAGGCAGUUCCUGUAUUUUCAGCUGAGCUAAUAUCAACCUGAGUAUAAACCCAGAGGCCUGAGCCAAGUAUUUCACAGCACUGCCAGAGUCCUGUGCACAAGACUGCAAGAGGGGGAGACGCAGGCUUGCAGUUUCCAGUUCUUUGUCUGCUAUAUAGCUGGAGAAUCCUUUGGCUAUGUAUGGUGUAUAUUGUAUGGAUUACCAGUACCCUGUUGUUCAGGGUAACCAGGAGCCGACAGCCACUCCUGACACAAUGGUCCAGCCAUUCACCACAAUCCCAUUCCCACCUCCCCCACAGAAUGGGAUCCCCACAGAGUAUGGGGUACCCCACACUCAGGACUAUGCAGGCCAGACCAGCGAGCACAAUCUGACAAUCUAUGGCAGUACACAGGCGCAUGGGGAGCAGAACACGAAUUCAGCUACCACACAGAAUGGAUCUCUUACGCAGACAGAAGGAGGGGCACAGACGGAUGGCCAGCAGUCACAGACACAAAGCGGUGAGAAUACUGAGAGCAAGUCUACUCCGAAGCGGCUGCACGUCUCCAAUAUUCCAUUCCGCUUUCGGGAUCCUGACCUCCGGCAGAUGUUUGGGCAAUUUGGCAAAAUUCUUGAUGUAGAGAUAAUCUUUAAUGAACGUGGCUCUAAGGGAUUCGGGUUCGUAACUUUCGAGAAUAGUGCUGAUGCAGACAGGGCCAGGGAGAAAUUACACGGCACCGUGGUAGAGGGCCGUAAAAUCGAGGUUAAUAAUGCUACAGCACGAGUGAUGACUAAUAAGAAGAUGGUUACACCAUACGCAAAUGGAUGGAAGCUAAGCCCUGUGGUUGGAGCAGUGUACGGCCCUGAAUUAUACGCAGCAUCCAGUUUUCAAGCAGAUGUCUCGCUGGGCAAUGACGCUGCAGUGCCCCUGUCAGGAAGGGGGGGUAUUAACACUUACAUUCCUUUAAUCAUUCCCGGCUUCCCUUACCCAACUGCAGCCACUACAGCCGCCGCUUUCAGGGGAGCUCAUCUGAGGGGUCGAGGACGAACAGUGUAUGGUGCAGUGCGGGCAGUACCUCCGACAGCCAUCCCAGCUUACCCAGGAAUAGUCUUACAGGAACCAAUCAUUAGCGCUAAAAUACCUCAGGGUGGAUAUGCAGCCUACAGAUAUGCACAGCCUGCUACCGCAACAGCAGCCACUGCCGCUGCAGCCGCUGCAGCCGCUUACAGCGAUGGCUAUGGCAGGGUGUACACAGCAGACCCUUACCACGCCCUUGCCCCUGCCGCUAGCUAUGGAGUUGGUGCUGUGGCAAGUUUAUAUCGAGGCGGCUACAGCCGGUUCGCCCCCUACUGAAGUGACGUGACCCCCCCUGCAAGUGGGACAGCCCCCCAGUUCAUGAGGCCUGGCUAUUGCAAUAUUUACUAGUAGAGGAACUCUAUAGCAAGAAGAGGAGGAAAAACAAAAGAAAAAAGAGAAAAACAAGAGAAAUACUUUUUUAU
Gekko japonicus is the source of this 1690-nucleotide messenger RNA. It is a transcript of the gene RBFOX2, whose product is annotated as RNA binding protein, fox-1 homolog (C. elegans) 2. The transcript has 13 exons. The record is from RefSeq and is a predicted model, not a curated record. Gene Ontology annotation, biological process: regulation of alternative mRNA splicing, via spliceosome; nervous system development. Gene Ontology annotation, molecular function: mRNA binding. Bases 390 to 1544 code for a protein of 384 amino acids. Lineage: Eukaryota; Metazoa; Chordata; Lepidosauria; Squamata; Gekkonidae. Gene Ontology annotation, cellular component: nucleus; cytoplasm.